CGCGACUAUGCUGCCCCAAAACGCCGCGCGCUUAUGAUGCACCAAAAUGCUGUCUAGAGAGGCGGCUUACAAGGUUUUGAAACAGAGCCUCGUUUUCUAAUGCAGUUUGAGUCUGGUAUUUUGGUGUGUGUGUGUGUGUGUGUUUGAGGGGGCACAGUCGGGUUUCUCACCUUGGCUCGCUCUUCGUCACCCCUCCUCUCUCUCUCUCUCUCUCUCUCUCUCUCUCUCAGUGCGCGUGUGUGUCAGUGUGUGUCUGUCUCAUGAACGGAACUGACCGCUGCUGCAUCUGUGAGUUUCAUUCACUAACAGACAACAGGACUAAAUCACAAUCGAUCUGGAUUUAUUUUCCUCACAUUCCCUCUUGAAUGAGGUUUAGCGGGUUCAGACGCGAUUCGGAGAUUCAGAGCACUCCAAACCGUGUUUCGUUCCCGGUCCGUGAGAGAUGCCAAGGAAAGCAACUCUUCACGAGUCUUCUUAGCGUGCAGAUCUCAUCAGAUUCCCUCCGGGCUGAUCAUAUGUGCGUCGACCUGCGGAUCCAAGCAUCAGGAGAGUUUGAGAGUAUCGAGUUUAUUUCAGUGUCUGUCUGGAUCAUGGCACAUAGGAUGCGGAACGGACUUUGACUGCUGAUUCCUCCAGCAAUAGAGGAAACACACACUGCAGAGAGUUGGUUCUGGGAAAGUCGUCUAUCUGCUGGACGUUUUCUGACCGGGUCGUCUUUCCAAGAUAUCACACGUACUCCAGUCUGAAGAGACGCUACAGCCAUAUUUGUUUAUUUGACUUCCCCCUCUCUCUGCCAUCCAUCUGGAUACGUUUCUUCCCUUCCCCAUCCCACAUUCAUCAUUCCCUCUCGUGACAUCAUGCAGAGUUUUCAGAACUUGCUUUCUCUGCUUACUCUGUUUCAUACGCUUCCCUGGGCCUCCAGUCACAGUCCGAACCCAUUCGCCGGGCCUCAAGUGACGCCGACGGACCCCUGCUAUGAUGAGACGGGCGCCGCCCGCCGAUGUAUCCCAGAGUUCAUCAAUGCAGCAUUCGGCCAGGAGGUCAGCGUAUCAAGUGUAUGCGGCCGGCCGCCGUCUCGCUCCUGUAGUUUAGUGGAACGUGACGACCGUCCCGCUGUGCGCGCAUGUCAGGUCUGCGACGCAUCAGACCCUCGCAACGCACACCCUGCCUCCUACCUCACUGACCUAAACUCCGCCCACAACCUCACCUGCUGGCAGUCUGAGAACCUGCAGGGCUCGCCUCUCAAUGUGACACUCACGCUGUCGCUCGGGAAGAAGUUUGAGAUCACGUACGUCAGCCUGCAGUUCUGUUCCCCGCGGCCCGAGUCCCUGGCCAUCUAUAAAAGCAUGGAUUAUGGGCGCACUUGGUCACCUUACCAGUUCUACUCGUCGCAGUGCCGUCGCAUGUACAACCGACCCAACAAAGCAACGAUCACCAAGCAGAACGAGCAGGAAGCUUUAUGCACAGAUGGACACACCGAUCUCUACCCACUUUCUGGUGGCCUUAUCGCUUUUAGCACAUUAGACGGACGCCCUUCAGGCAAGGACUUCGACUCAAGCCCUGUUCUGCAGGACUGGGUGACUGUCACUGACAUUCGAGUGGUCUUCAGUCGCCCGCAGCACCUUAGAGCACUGCCCAUGUCAGGACGUGAGAGCGAAGACCCACUCGGGCCACCUGGAGCGCUGCCUACUUAUUACUACGCGGUUGGCGACUUUCAAGUGGGCGGGAGGUGUAAAUGUAGUGGCCACGCAUCCAGGUGCAUGCGAGAGAAGGACGGGAAACUGUUGUGUGAAUGCAAACACAACACAGAGGGUCCAGAGUGUGACCGCUGCAAACCAUUUCACUACGACCGGCCCUGGCAACGCGCAACAGCGAAAGAAGCCAAUGAGUGUUUGCCUUGCAAUUGUAACCUGCACGCGCGGCGCUGUCGCUUUAACAUGGAGUUGUAUAAGCUGUCGGGCCGUAAGAGUGGAGGAGUGUGUAUGAAUUGCAGACACAAUACCGCAGGACGCCAUUGCCAUUACUGCAAAGAGGGAUUCUACAGAGAUAUGGGCAAACCCAUCACACACCGCAGAGCCUGCAAAGCAUGUGACUGCCAUCCGGUGGGAGCUGCAGGUAAAACGUGUAACCAGACGACGGGUCAGUGCCCGUGUAAAGACGGGGUGACUGGUAUAACAUGCAACCGCUGUGCUAAAGGGUAUCAGCAGAGCCGAUCGCCCGUCGCCCCGUGCAUUAAAAUCCCUGUGAUAAAGCCAACGGCUGUGAUCAGCACUACAGAGGAGCCUGCAGAUUGUGACUCGUACUGUAAACCACUGAAGGGAAAUCUCAAGAUAAACAUGAAGAAAUACUGCAAAAAGGACUACGCUGUCCAGGUCAGUGUGUUGGACAUGGAGACCGUCGGAGAUUGGGCCAAAUUUUCGGUCAGCCUGGUGUCUGUGUACAAGAGCCGCGGAGAACCGCUGAAGAGAGGCGAUCACGUGCUGUGGGUCCAUAUGAAGGAUCUGGCCUGCAAAUGUCCGCGGAUACACAUGGGCAAACGCUUCCUCAUCCUGGGCACGAGCGAGGGCACCGCGAGCCCCGAACACCCGGGACUCCUGGCCGACAAAAACAGCCUGGUCAUUCAGUGGAGGGACAUUUGGACUCGACGACUGCGCAAGUUCCAGCGCAAGGAGAAGAAAGGCAAGUGCAGCAAAGCAUGAUGGGAUGGCAGGGAACUCUUUAUUAUUGACCACUGUCCAGCAUACGCAGGAGACUGAGAGAGCGAACUCUACGUAUCGUCGUUUCCAGUGUGUUAGUUGACAUCGUCCUGUUGGUCAGCCUUCUAAAGGGACCGUUAAAAAGACUGUUUCUAAUCACACACACCACUGAAUCUCUCUCUCUCUCUCUCACACACACAAACACACAGACACACAUGCUGUAGUUCGACUGAGCUGCACACGGACUGAUUCCAUUUCCUCUCCAAGCCACAAUUUAAUCAAUCAAAUAUGAAAUGUGUCCUCAAAUUACAAAUCAGGGGAACGGUUCUGUCCGCAUCUGGUUCGGUUCUAGUCUUUGUGGCCUUCAUCAGAUGGUCACACUGGUGUUCACCACAUGCUGCUCGCUUCAGUGCUGAAAACCUCAAAAUCUCCAUCAUCUUCGUCAUCAUCAUCGGCCUGGAUCAUUUCACUUUUGAAGAGCUUAUUAAGAGCGCUCGUAUCUGUGGGUUGUGUGUCGUACGUGUGGAUGUGUGUACUUUGAUACAGAAGGAUCUAGUGCAGAACAGAGCGAAUGUCUGUUAGCAGACAGAAACAUACUCAAGCGCAAGUAUGCAAAUGCACGAAUGCCUGGCAAACAUAGUUUCACUGUGCAUUUUUAACAUGCUUUUUUGAGUUACUGUGGCAGGAACAAAUGUCUGUCAUUAAAGGGAUAGUUCACCCAAAAUUUAACCAAAAUGAAUAUUUUGUCAUCAUUUUACUCGCUCUCAUGUUGUUCCAAACCCAUAGUGUGUUAUUCUAUUCUGUGGAACGCAAGAGGAAAAUUUCCCUCUUUUCCAUAUAAAAACAGGCUGUAAAGCACCACAAGAUGACAAAAAAGCACUGUCAAAGAAAUCCAUUUAGAGACUGAGUUAAAUACAAGCACAAUUGAGAGAAGAUUAUUAGUUAAUAAUGGCUUUUUAACAGCUUCUUAUGGCUUUAGAAGACUUUUGGUAUCUUUUUUUAAAGGAAUAGUUCACCCAAGAAUCAAAAAUACCCAUAUUUCUUCUGUGGUCCACAAACAAAGGCUGUUUUCAAUGAAGUUGGUAUCCAAAACGUUGUGGUUCCCAUUGAUUUCCAUUGGAUGGAUGAACAUUGCAAUAGAAGUCAGUGGGAACCGAAACGGUUUGGCUACCAGCUGUCCCCAACAUUCUUUAAAAUAUCUUCUUUCAUUCUUCUUCAGAAAAAAAAAAAGUCGGACAGGUUUGAAUUACUUGAGGGUGAGUCAGUGAUAACAGAAUUUCCAUUUUUGGUUGAACUACAACCAGUUGUGUCAUGUUCAGGUCACUAGAAAUAAAAAUAUCUAACAUGAUCUAGCUUAAGAUUGAAUACACCACACAAUAUGUGUUCAGACUCGCCUCAUAAAUAUCAAAUAUGUUUCAUCUCCUUUAAAAAAUGAAUUCAUAAUCUGAAACUAAAAAAUGUAGACUGCCCAAAGCCUCUGAUCAACUCAUUCAGACUGUAAAUUGGAGAAAAGAUCUGGGCAAAAGUUGUGCAGUGUGUGUUUACUUACCUGUGUUGAUGCUAAAGCAUCAUAGCUCCCCUUGUGGCAGUGAUGAGUAUAGCUUCAUGAAUUACAUUCUGCUGCAUUACUGAAUCUAAUGACAUGUGAAAUUGAGAGUGUUUGCAUGCUUGUGUAGAGCACCUUUCAGGGCUAAUGCUCUGUCCUAAUGUUUCUCUCUCUCUUCUACUACUGAAUAUCUGUGUUUUUAUCUGCCGUCUGUCCAUUAUAAAAGACAAGACAAAGAUGAAAAUAAUGAUGUGUAUGAAAACACAUGUGACCCUGGAGCACAAAAGCAGUCUUGAGUCUCUGGGGUAUAUUUGUAGCAAUAGCCAAAAAUACAUUGUAUGGGUCAAAAUUAUUGCUUUUUGUUUUAUGUCCCAAAUUUCCUACAGUAAAUAUAUAAGAAAGUCAUUUUUGAUUAGAAUUGCUAAAGACUUAAUUUGAACAACUUCAAAGGCGGUUUUCUCAGUAUUUAGAAUUGUUGUUGUAUCUCAGCCAAAUAUUAUUAUAUCCUAACAAACAAUGCAUCAACUGAAAAAUUAUUUAUUCAGCUUGUAAGAUGAUGUAUGAAUCUCAAUUUAGAAAAAUGUACCCUUAUGACUGGUUUUGUGGUCCAGGGUCACACAUAAACAUACUUUUUUUUUCUUUUUCUUUUUUUUUUCUAUUUACAAAUGCAUUAGUUUGCAUUGUGUUUGUUAGUUGCAAAUGCAUUAGUUUGCAUUGCAUUUUCACACUUUAAUGAUAUUUGGUGUGUCUCUAUGCAGCAGCUGACUUGAACAACCGAGAUCAUGUUCUCCAGCAUGAUUUGACUGAUAAUGCCCACAUAUAUUUCAUACUAGAAGUAGUGCCAUUUUUUAAUUUUAAAUAUCCCUUCUACAUUUUUCAUCACAACUUGGCUUUUUAUGUUUUUUUUUUUCCAAUCCUUUGUUUAUUUCUAGCAUUAAAUAAAAAUGCCAGAAUUGAAUCUUUUAAACUUUCGGACCUCAAUGUAUCUGCAUUGUAUGAUGUACAGUACGAUAUUGUCUCCUGUGUCAGUAAUAUUACAGAGGAAAUCACAGUGAAGCAAUAACUAGUAGAUAUAGAUUCAUUCUGAUCAUGUUGAGAUGAAUUUUAAUGCAAAAACUUUGGUUUACUCUGUCUUUGCUGCAUUAAGAAGUAAACAGUCCUUUUUAUUGGUAAAAAACACCGCCUGGUUCCACCCAUCAAACAAGUCUCAUUUUCUGAGAGAGAGAUGAAUGAAUAAAUAAAUGUUUAUUGUUAGGAUAACAGGAUUUUUAAAAUUGUUUUACUAUUUUAUGUUGAUAGUCAAUGUUGAUCGUUCUCUUUAUGCCAAUGUUAAACUAACAGACGAGUUAACUGAACUAGUGUUAAACUGUUAAUACAAGCAUCCAUAGAUUCACUACAGUAAACUCUCUCACACAUCAUGAUGCACACUGACUUCAGUAUGUGCUGUCCACUGAGUGCUAGUGACGGGACAAAUUCAUCAGUAUAUACACACUUUAGCUACUUAUUUUUAAUUCCACACAAUAAAAGUACUUUUCAAAUACUUGGACUAGGGAUAUGUACAGAUUGGAAUACUAUUACCGAACUAUAAUAUUAUUCAUUAUUUAUGCUAAAAACUGCUUCACACAUUUCGUUCAAAAAUCAGCAGUAAGCAGUGUGAUAAUAUCACAUUGUAUGUGUAACAAUGUAUCCCACAAUGCAAUGCAGUGACAUAUUAUGCACAGGUAAUAUAAUACAACAGACAUUGGGUUAAAAAUUCAAAACAACCAAGAUGACAACAGGACAGCCUUCGCAUAAUGAUGUCAUGUGAGAACACAGUACACUGUAUUUGACAGAAUGCUGUGUAUGUGUUUUUUUCUUUAUCCAAAGUGACAAAUCGGAAUAACACAAGCAGAAUCGACUAACCCGAGGGAUGAAACAGGUAUAACAAAUGCUAGAGUAGAAACUAGUAUGCCAUCCUGAACUUAGCCUAGUUUGCAGAGAUGCCUUGACGAAGGAAAUGUCAUUUCCACAGCAAUUUCCAUUUUCGUUUUACUCCUGGAAGGGGUUUGGAUUAGAGACUAUAAACAUAUGAAAGCUUUCUCGCCGCAAGAGCGGUGUAGAUUACUGCUUCUAAUGACCCUGAUGUCAUUAAGUAAAUGAAGAAUUAGAGAAAGACUGAAUUGUGUUUCUGGAGGGAAUCGGCAGACGUGCAGAAGUUGCUCUGUCUGUUACUGCUUGUGCGAAUGUAUAUGUGUUUAUAGUUUGUGUGCAAAAGUUUGGGCACCAUUGCCACAAUUCAUGUCCGGGUGAUUCAGUCUUGCAUUGGCAUCCCAACUGGGCAUGUGUGAAAUUAGCUUUUAAGAAACGCAGCAGAUAAACAGCUCGAAAACUAGCAUCAAUAUGGCAGAGGACGUUGAAUUCAGCCACAGACAUUUGCACACAACUUUAUAUUUUGACAUAUCUGUGUAUAAAUGAGUAUUUGUGUGUAUUCACUUCCAUUAGUCUGAAUGUGAGGUGUGUAUGUGUGUGUGUAUGAACAUGUACAUGAGUAAAUGUGCAGUUUGAUGAACUUUAUGUGUUUCUGCAUGAGGAACAUUCCUCUUCUGACGUACAGAGAGAGUUUCUCUCCUUCUCAUCACCUGUUUUAUUUGCUGUCUCUGUAACUGCAAUGACCACUGAAUUAAUCAAAUAUACAAAUAAAUUAUUAGUUGAU
This is a messenger RNA of Carassius auratus (goldfish), 6934 nucleotides long. Its product is annotated as netrin-3-like. The transcript is spliced from 9 exons. Gene Ontology annotation, cellular component: basement membrane. The record is from RefSeq and is a predicted model, not a curated record. Gene Ontology annotation, biological process: animal organ morphogenesis; motor neuron axon guidance; dendrite development. Gene Ontology annotation, molecular function: protein binding. Lineage: Eukaryota; Metazoa; Chordata; Actinopteri; Cypriniformes; Cyprinidae. Bases 858 to 2699 code for a protein of 613 amino acids.